GUCAAUUGAAAUUGUUUUAUACACAUCUAUGCCGAAAGCAUUUCUAUCAAAUAGAGCUACAAAGCCAUCUGUGAAUCACAACAUUUGGUAACAGAUAUGAAAUACUGCAGUGUGGAACAUACACGCUUAGUACUCUUUUCAAGAUCUUUCGAUGUAUCCAUCACAUGUAUACAAACCUAAAAUUUGCAUCUAUAAUGUUGUAUGUUGCUGAGUACAUAAGCAGAUCGACCAUAUUCAUACCAAUAUUACUCAAAAUUGAUAACCUUACAUUAUUUAAACAUAAUUUUGAGUCUUUGCUUUAAACUUAUUGUUGAUCCAACACCAUUAUAGAUGCUAAUAUUAUAUUUAAAAUGUUCAUUUGAUAAAUUGACAUUUUUAAAACUAAAUAUAUGACUGAGUAAAUUACAAGCAAUUCCCAAUAACUGUCACAUUUGUUGCAAUUUCGAAGAAACAAAUUUUUUUUUUGAAGUGGCAACUAUGAUUCUCUUGUAUACAAAGCAAUUUGGUGGAUUUUUGUUAUUCUAAAAUUGAUGUAAAGGAGCUGCAUCAAUUAAUUAUUUCAGAGUGAAUUAUCAGUUUUUCCCCUCAACUUCUGAAAAUUAUGUAUGUGAUUCCCAUUCUUUCCAGUGUAUUAUUAACAGUUUCCCACAUUGGCACUUUUACACAGGGUAGCAAUGAAUGAUGAAUAGAAGCACAAUUUCAAGAAAAUAUAUAAUCAUCUUCGUCAGAGAAACACAACUUGAAUUUAAUUCUGUUAAAAGAACAAGUAACCCACUUCAGAGAGAGCGAAGAAGCUGAAGAAAAAACUGAAAUCUAACCUCCACACCAACAAAACAAGAUGACUAAAAUAACUUCGAUAGUGUGCUGGCUUUUAUAUCUAUACCUUAUCAAUAUUCUGUGACAUUACGUUUUAUAAUGUAAACAUAUCUAGGGUGACAAAGCGUCGUCAUUUAGUCUCAUUAGCAACACCAUAGUCUCAGUAUCUUUAGUAAUAUUUGCAAUGGUUAUCCAAUAUGAUUUAGAACUGAAACAAAUAGAAUAGAAUUUUAUGAAGCUUCAUGUUAAACAGUUUUGAGAAACCUAAGGGGUGGCGCUGUUCCGUUAGUAAAAUGCCAGUCCAUGAACGUAAUGACAGUGUAACGUUGUCAUGAAGUGACCGUGAAAAAAGGAACAGCUCCGUGGUGCUGAAAGUCCACUGCCAAAACGCGCUCACACGUAUCGCCACGAAAUAUGUUUGGGAUUAAAGCUAUACAUAUGACUGGAUCGAGGAUGGAGCAACAAAACUGAAUAUUGACGGAUAUAUAAAUUUUAUGGUUUGAAGUGCAGUGAAUCCUCUUAUAGGAAUAAGGCCCGCUCUAACAAUGGAGUCUUGUAAGAGGUACGUGCUGCUCGCUCUUCUUUUUUCUUUUGUUCAUAACAUAUCGAGCUCAGUCACUCAUUACUCGAUACCCGAAGAACUGAAAGAAGGAUCAGUCGUUGCCAACCUUGCUACCGAUCUCAGCCUGGACGUUACAACACUAACAAAGAGGAAGAUGCGUCUUGAUAUCAUCGCUAACAAAAAAUAUCUGGAUGUGAACAAAGAGACUGGUGAGCUGUACAUCAUUGAGAAGAUUGACAGAGAGUAUAUUUGCACAACGAAAUGGUCGUCGUCGUGUUAUCUUAAACUUGAAGUAACACUAGAAAAUCCAGUGCGCAUUUUUAACAUAGAAUUAGAAGUACUAGACAUGAACGACAACGCCCCACAAUUUCGCAGAGACGUCAUACAUUUAGAUAUAUCUGAAGCGACACCAAAAGGAGAGAGAUUUUCUCUCAGCAAUGCAGUUGAUCCUGAUGUAGGAACAAAUUCAGUAAAAACAUACCAUUUAAGUGAAAGUGAAUAUUUUAAUAUUGAGGUGCAGACUGGAAGAGACGGGUCGAAGUUUGCCGAUUUGAUCUUAAGAAAGCCUUUAGAUCGGGAGAAGCAGGCUGUUCAUAAUUUAAUACUCACAGCUGUAGAUGGAGGAACACCUGCUCGUUCUGGCACUGCCAGUGUAAUUGUUCAGGUUUUGGACACAAAUGAUAAUGCUCCUACAUUUGAUAAAUCUAUCUACACUGUUGAAAUCAUGGAAAAUUCUCCUAUUGGGAGUCUUGUUAUUGAUCUCAGUGCAAUAGAUUUAGAUGAAGGAUCAAAUUCUGAUCUGACAUACUCAUACAGUUUAUAUACAUCAGAGAAAACUCAAGAAACAUUUAAUCUGAAUUCUGCCACUGGAGAAAUAACAGUGAAGGGAAUGUUGAACUAUGAGGAUUUCAAGAUUUAUGAUAUGGAAGUUAUAGCAACUGAUAAAGGAGCCAAUAGUUUAUCAGGACAAUGUACCAUAAAGAUUCUAGUUGAAGACAUGAAUGACAACCACCCAGAAAUAUCCAUUAAAUCAUUUCAGAGUCCAGUCAAUGAAAACAUAGAAUUAGACACAGUGAUAGCUGUAGUCAGUGUCAGUGAUAAAGACUCAGGUGAUAACGGAGUGGUGGAUCUUCAUAUUCCACAAAAUAUGCCUUUCAAACUGAGGGAGUCCUCUGAUAACUAUUAUCAAUUAGUAGUUUCACAGCCAUUAGACCGUGAGAAGGUCCCAGAAUAUGACAUCACCUUCACUGUCACAGACAGAGGCUCUCCUCCUUUAUCUGACAAUGAAACUAUGACGUUAGAGCUGCUGGAUGUUAAUGACAAUGUCCCACAGUUCCCUCAGUCAUUUUAUACCAUACGUGUCAUGGAGAAUAACGCACCUGGAGCCUUGCUCAGCUCUCUCACUGCGUUUGACCCUGACCUCCAUGAAAACCAGUAUCUGGUUUACUUCAUAUUAGAGAAGGAGAUAGCCAACACCUCCAUGUCCAUGCUGUUCUCCAUCAAUCCAGAGAACGGGAACCUUUACGCACUGAAAACUUUUGAUUAUGAGAUCGAGAAGGAGUUUCUGUUCCACAUUGAGGCCAGAGACUCUGGAUCUCCUCCUCUCAGCAGCAACGUGACAGUUCACAUCAUCAUUGUGGACCAGAACGACAACGCUCCGGUCAUUGUGUCUCCGUGGCGAGCUCACGGCUCGGUGGUGGAGGAGAAGAUCCCCAGAUCCACCGAUAAAGGCUCCCUGGUAGCCAAGGUGAUAGCCUUGGACACGGACUCAGUGCACAACUCUCGGAUCACCUACCAGUUUCUGCAGGUGACUGACGCCACCUUGUUCAGUCUGGAUCAAUACAACGGAGAGAUCCGGACCAUGAGGAUGUUCAGUUACAGAGAUCCACGCCAUCAGAGACUGGUUGUUGUUGCCAAGGACAACGGGGAUCCUGCUCUGUCUGCUACAGUCACCAUCAAGCUGUCCACAGUGGAGACUGCAGUGAAGGCCUACUCUGACAUGACUGAGGUGCCUCUGGAAUAUGACAUCUUCUCUGACCUCAACCUGUAUUUGGUCAUCGGUCUGGGCUCCGUCUCAUUCCUGCUGCUCAUUACUAUACUGGUCACCAUCGUGCUCAAGUGUCAGAAGCCCAAACCCAGCAAAGCUGCUCCUCCCAGCAGGAACAGUGUGAUCAGUGAGAGGAACUCCACUGUGGCAGAUUCCACUCUGGUCUCCAACGAUGCCUACUGGUACAGUCUGUUUCUGGCAGAGACCAGGAAAGGAAAGCUGGUGGUCAGACAGCCUGUACCAAAGGGCUCCAGAUACAUCGUGUCCAGUAUACCGAGAGGAACAGGACUGACAGACACUAGUGACUCAGCAGCUUCCACUCUGCAGGUAUGGCAAAAUGUGAAUUGAAAUUGUUUUACACACAUCUGUGCCUAUAGGAUUUCUAUCAAACAGACCUACAAAGCCAUCUGUGAAUCACAGCAUUUGCUAACAGAUAUUAAAUACUGCAGUGUGGAACAUACACGCUUAGUACUCUUUUCAAGAUCUUUCGAUGUAUCCAUCACAUGUAUACAAACCUAAAAUUUGCAUUUAUAAUGUUGCAUGUUGUAGAGUACAAAAGCAGAUCAACUAUAUUCAUACCAAUAUUACUCAAAAUUGAUAAACUGAUAUUAUUUAAACAUAAGUAGGAGUCUUUGCUUUAAACAGUUUUUUCAAUCCAACGCCAUUGUAGACGCUAAUAUCAUAUUUAAACUGUUCAUUUGAUAAAUUGACACUUUCAAAACUAAAUAUAUGACUGCAUAGGUUGCAAACAGUUUUCAAUAACUAUCACCUUUGUUGCAACUUCAAACUAAUAAAAACUCUUUUAAGUAGCAACUAUGAUUCUCUUGUAUACAAGGAAAUUUGGUGUGUAUGUGUUAUUCUGAAAUUAAUGUGAAGGAGCUGCAUCAAUGAAUUAUUUUAGACUGAAAUAUCCUUUUUUUUCUGAACUUUUGAAAAUUAUGUAUGUGAUUCCCAUUCUUUACAGUGUAUUAUUAAUGAUUUCCCACUUUGGCACUGUCACUCGGGAUAGCAAUGAAUGAUGAAUAGUAGUUCAACUUCAAGAUAAUAUAUAAUCAUCUCAGCAGAGAAACACAACUUGAAUUUAGUUCUGUUAAAACAACAAAUAACCCAUUUUAGCAAAGAAGCUGACAAAAAAACUGAAAUCUAACCUCCACAUCAACAAAAUAAGAUGACUAAAAUAACUUUGAUAGCGUGCUGGCUUUUAUAUCUAUACCUUAUCAAUUUUCUGUGACAUCACGUUUUAUAAUGUAAGCAUAUCGAGGGUGACAAAGCGUCGUCAUUUAGUCUCAUUAGCAACACCACAGUCUCAGUAUGUUUAGUAAUAUUUGCAAUGGUUAUCCAAUAUGAUUUAAGACUGAAGCAAAUAGAUUAGAAUUUUAUGAAGCUUCAUGUUUAACAGUUCUGAAAAACCUAAGGGGUGGCGCUGUUCUGUUAGUAAAAUGCCAGUCCAUGAAGCGAAUGACAGUGUAACGUUGUCAUGAAGUGAUAUCGUGAAAAAGGAACAGCUCCGUGGUGCUGAAACUCCACUAUCAAAACGCGCUCACAAAUAUCGCCCCGAAAUAUCUUUAGGAUUAAAGCUGUGCAUAUGUUUGGAUCGAAGAUGGAGCAACAAAGCUGAAUAUUGACGGAUAUAUAAAUUUUAUCGUUUGAAGUGCGGUGAACCCUCUCACACGAAUGAGGCCCGCUGUAACAAUGGAGUCUUGUAGGAGGUACGUGCUGCUCGCUCUUCUUUUUUCUUUUGUUCACAAAAUAUCGAGCUCAGUCACUCAUUAUUCGAUACCGGAAGAACUUAAAGAAGGAUCAGUCGUUGCCAAUCUUGCUACCGAUCUCA
Messenger RNA from Amphiprion ocellaris (clown anemonefish), 5256 nucleotides. RefSeq names its product protocadherin alpha-C2-like. Gene Ontology annotation, cellular component: plasma membrane. The transcript has a single exon. Gene Ontology annotation, molecular function: calcium ion binding. Bases 1362 to 3773 code for a protein of 803 amino acids. The record is from RefSeq and is a predicted model, not a curated record. Gene Ontology annotation, biological process: homophilic cell-cell adhesion. NCBI's taxonomy places the organism in Eukaryota, Metazoa, Chordata, Actinopteri, Pomacentridae.